AUGCCGCCGCAAGCCAAUCCGAAAGAUUCAGCUGCCUCUCUUGCAACAACGCGGCCCAUCUCGCCGCACAACUCGAGCACCCCGCUCAUCACGGAGCAUCAACGCCAGGACCUACGCCAAGCGGGACCAACAGCGUCAGCAUCUGCAGACGUGCAUAGCGAGGAGAAAGACGCGAAAGCAGGAAAGAGGAGCUUGUUUGGCUUGGGCAAGAAGAAAGACAGCAAGAAGCCGGCCAUGGAGGCACAACCCGUUGCAGCAGUGCUGCCUCAGUCGCAGGCUGCGGUCAGGCCUCCAUCGCCUCUAAAGUCGCAACAGCCUCCUGAUCUCAAGUCAACGUCGCAAUCCAUACCAUUGUCGCCGGCAAGACAUCCUUAUCAGCAGACGAUAGCGGCGCAAUCACCCUCGCGUCUCCGCUCCAGCUCGCCCAGGUUACACAGCCCCGCAUCUUCCGAGAUAUUCGAGCGAAACGUCCAGGAGCCUAUACCAAUGUCAGGUCUCGGAGGUGAAUUAGACCCUGCACACAUUCCAGCGCAUGUCAUCACCGAAGAUCAGAUCCCACCAGCAUUAGAAGCAUCGGCGCAAGCUAUCACAAACGAUCAGCUCAACCCUGAUGAAGUCGAAAUCGUAACUUCUUCCACACACUUGCCCGCUUCGAGUGUCUUGGAAGGUUCGGCAAGCCAUGCCGAUUUGACCCAGCUCAACUCGCCUACACUACCUUCGCUUCGACAUGAACAGUCACAGGAUUCCGAGCCAGCUUCAAGCAUGCACGCAUCGGGAAUUGUGCCUAGUCUCGAGGAUGACGGCGCAAGCAGCUAUGGUCAGCUAGAUCCUAACGAUGUUCGCAGACUGAGCUUCAUCUCGUUCAAAGAUAUCGUUCAAAGCGAGCAUCAGCAGAUGGCGCACUCCUCCCUGGGUGAGAUAGGGAGCAGAGAUAGCUUGCACAUCGCAAACGCCUUACCACCAACCUCAAUUGGAGAACGCGCAGCAUCACCCUUACGAUCACCACGCUCUCCAACUUCAACUCACAGUCACAGCCUGAGCGGCGGCCUGGCCACGCCGCCUCCAGGAGUCAAUAUUAACGCAGUUGGCGGCGUGUCGAAUCCCGAACAGUCUCCUGCCCGCAGUAUUGGCCUUGGCAGUCCCGGAUCUCAGCAUGGAGAACUCACCAUUGAGACGAUGCGACAAGCUCUGCGGAAGACUGCCAGCGGCGAUCUAUCUGGCGUGAGGAGCGCCGGCAUGAGUCCCGUGAGCGACGAACACUUCUCGGUUCGGGACCCACCCAGAAGCCGAACGAACACCCAAGAAUAA
Messenger RNA from Fulvia fulva, 1308 nucleotides. RefSeq lists its product as uncharacterized. NCBI's taxonomy places the organism in Eukaryota, Fungi, Ascomycota, Dothideomycetes, Mycosphaerellales, Mycosphaerellaceae. The transcript has a single exon. The record is from RefSeq and is a predicted model, not a curated record. Bases 1 to 1308 code for a protein of 435 amino acids.